Messenger RNA from Haplochromis burtoni (Burton's mouthbrooder), 5280 nucleotides. RefSeq names its product multiple epidermal growth factor-like domains protein 8. Gene Ontology annotation, molecular function: protein binding. The record is from RefSeq and is a predicted model, not a curated record. The transcript is spliced from 16 exons. Bases 509 to 2446 code for a protein of 645 amino acids. NCBI's taxonomy places the organism in Eukaryota, Metazoa, Chordata, Actinopteri, Cichliformes, Cichlidae.
ACAUUCAGGAUGCUUUAUUUUUCAGAGUUCGUAUGUCUAUGUGUUCGAUGGCCUGCCUCGUUUUCUGGGUAACGGAGUCGUACAUUCUGAUCACAAUCUAAUUGGAGCAUUUUGUGGCACCACGAGGACUCAGCCUAUCACAGUGGAGGCCACCUCAGGUGUGAUCUCAGUCUACUUUGAAGCCAACGUCACUUCAGACAGACCUCAAGGCUUCAAUGCAUCUUUCUGGGUACGACGGUGUCAGCAGAGCUCUGAUGAGGAUGAAGACGGAUCUGUAUGUCCAGGUGGAGCCCAGUGCCAGGGUGGGCUCUGCCAGUGCCCUCAGGGAUAUGGGGGACCACACUGUGACCGGCUAGUGUGCCCACAGGAUUGUGGAAUAGCAGAAGGAAGAGGAACUUGUAAUAUAUCUCUGGGAGUGUGCGUGUGCUCAGAGAGCUGGGUUGGGUCAGACUGCUCUAUUCCUCGAGACUUCAACAGCUUGGUGUGGGAAACCUUACUGGACACACAGAUGACUGUGAACCAGGCCCACAGGUUCCUCCACAGGAUGGGACACUCUCUGGUGUCUGGACCACAGGGCAACCUCUGGAUGUAUGGAGGGCUUUCUCUGACAGAAGGAAUUCUGGGAAAUGUCUAUAGAUAUUCUGUGUUGGAACGUCGUUGGACACAAAUGUUGACAAGCUCUGUGGAAGAAGGGUCGAUGCCAAACCCUCGCUACCAUCACGCCUCUGCAAUGCUGAGUCAUGAGUCUGGCGCUGGAGCCAAUCAUAACUUUAUGUUGGUAGUAGGCGGGGUCACACAAGAUGGCGUUUCCAUGGAUACCUGGACUCUCAAUCUCAGCAGUUUAGUCUGGAGAGAGCACAAGAGCACAGUGCUUCCUCCAGUGGCAGGUCACACUUUAACUGUACGGCGAGACUGCUCUGUGCUGUUGAUUGGCGGUUACUCUCCUGAAAAUGGUUUCAAUCACCAUUUACUUGAGUUCAACCCUCAGUCUGGAAACUGGACCAUUGCCCCCCACACUGGCACACCACCUACAGGUUUGUAUGGCCACACGGCAGUCUACCAUGAACAGACUGAUUCCAUCUAUGUCUUUGGAGGCUACCGCUUUCACGUGGAAAGUGUAGAGCCAUCUGCUGAGCUCUACAGCCUGUAUUACCCCAACCUCACCUGGUCUUUGCUGGCCACCUCUCAGGGUAUUAAGCCCCUGUCCCGUUUCUUCCAUGCUGCUGCACUGAUUAAAGACACUAUGGUGAUUGUGGGCGGCAGGACAGAAGCAGAAGACUACAGUAACUCUGUCUCUCUGUACCAGAUCAACUGUAACACCUGGAUACAACCAGUGUCAGCUGUUGGAGAUCCGGUUAAUGGUUCGGUGUCCCUUGCUAUGACGAGCUGGGGCGGUCGUCUCUUCCUGUCAGGAGGCUUCAAUGGCGUCACCCUUGGCAGACUCCUAACCCUGUCUGUGCCCUCUGACCCCUGCGCCCUUCUUCCCACACCAGAGGCUUGCAACACCACCACAGGCAGCUGCAUAUGGUGUAGAGGGAGCUGUGCUUCUUCUGACACUGCUGAGAGAAUGGGAUGCUUCACUGGACAGUCUCCCUGUUCUCCAACCCCUCGUGAGCCAGACCAGUGUCGCAGACUCAAGACAUGCAGUGAAUGCCUUGCACGACACCCUAAAACAUUUUCCAGUCAAUCCCAGCCUGUUUUACAGUGUAAGUGGUGCACAAAUUGUCCAGAGGGGGCUUGUAUCAGCAGCUCUCUCAGCUGCACAGCUGUACAUGACUGUCGAAUCAACCAGAGAGAGAUCUUCCUGUCCAGCAACUGCACUGAGACUAGCUGUGAGGCUUCUGACUGCCCCAAGUGUACAGCUUCUGGAAAAUGCAUGUGGACUCGCCAGUUCAAACGCACAGGCGAAACGAGGCGCAUCUUGAGUGUGAAUCCCACUUAUGACUGGACAUGUUUCAGCUACGCUCUGCUCAACGUCUCACCCAUGCAGGUGGAGUCAUCCCCUCCUCUGCCGUGCCCUCCGCCAUGCCACAGUCUCCAUAACUGCAGCCUUUGUCUGAGCUCCAAUGGCUCUGAUGGGGGCUGGCAGCACUGUGUGUGGAGCAUGGCCCUGCAGCGGUGCAUGAGCCCAUCUUUUGUGCCCCUCCGGUGUGAGGCAGGCCAGUGCGGUCGACUGCUUUCUAGGGGAGACUCCUGCUCUCCCCAGUGCUCCCAGCUCACUCAGUGCUCCCAGUGCAUUGCUAGGCCUCAGUGUGGUUGGUGUUCUCCUCACGGUGGCAAUGGGGCUGGACGCUGCCUACAGGGAGGACUUGAUGUUGUGAGUGAGGGUGUCUGCCCUUUGACUAACAGCAGCUGGUCUUUUCUUCAUUGUCCAGAGGAGGAUGAAUGCGCCAACGGUCAUCACAACUGUUCCUUUGGGAACACCAUGCAUUUGGGAAAUGCAUAGUGGGCAUGCUGUAGUCUAGGUUGUAGUCUAUGCUGUAGUUCAUAGGUUGUUGUUGUUGUUUCAUAGGUGAAAACACCUUGUGUUUUAUAUGGGACUGCAACACAUUUUUAUCCUUUGCUCUCCCUUCCCACAUACUUUAGUUUUAUAAAAAACAGCACCUUAAGCCAAGAUGGUGUUCUAACAUCUGGCUGCAAAAGCACCAAAACCUAUCACUGUGGGUCUCCUGCAGGCUAAAUUGUUAUUUGGUUUCCACGCUGCAGCAAAGUGGAGACAUUUUUGUCACUGGAGAUUUCAAAGGUUGUGCAGAUUUCUUUGGAUUAGGUUUAAAAAAACACUUUUAACAAAAAAUACAUUUACAGCACUUGAAGGGUGUCCCUCAUUUUCCCACACAAACAAACUCUUUGUCCUAUAUUGGGUUUGUUUGAAUCUGCUCAUCCUGCUCCUCACCAGAUAUUUAUUGUUCCCUCCAGGACCACUAGAGGCCAGUACUUCAAAAAACAGUGAGUAGAUCUGCUUCCCGUUAGUGAUGGGAAUUCCGGCUCUUUUUAGAGAACCGGCUCUUUCGGCUCACUAAAAAGAGCCUGCUCUUUCAGCUCCCAACUGGCUCUUACCUAACCAGCUGGCUUCAACGUAUGGAAGAAAAUGCAGUCUCAUGUGAAAUAUUGUGAGUAUGUUACACGGUGGGAUUUUGGAACAGUGGAACUGCCUUUAUUGCCCGAAAUAUACACAAAUUUUAGAAGGCCCCAUUUUUACUUUGAGCCACCAGUUGGUAACAUGCACGUGUGACUUUUGAAGACAUACAUGCACUAGAGUGCAUCUGAUAGGCUAAACUUUAUUAUAAGAAUUGUGAAUGUAGAUCAGUAUUGCACUUCAGUCAUUGCCUGAAAACCAGUGUUGUAUGGACUGAGCUGUUCAUCAUGUAUUUGUUAUCAUUUGACAGUGAUCCAGAUCCUCCAUGAAAACUAAGCUUGAGCUUGAGGAUGGCUAUACUACAGUAUUUCAGGACCGAAUACAAAAAUAACUAGUCUGUUUAUUUAUUUCAGAGAGAAAGAAAUGCCACUGAACCUUGGAAUCAGUACAUUUUAAUACUAGUUAGUCUUUUCCUGCCAGCACUUAAUAGUGGAUGUUUGUAGUCUUGAGCUCUAGAACAGUGCAUAGAGAUUGUACAUGACUUUCCUACAUUUAGUACAUUUAGCAUAUCUCUUCACAAGAAAUUUGACCCCCAUUGUGCCUUUUCUCAACCUGUGUGUGCCGAUCCAGUGCUUUUCAGUUUCUCAUGUAACAAAGUAGUGGUUUACAUGUUCUCUGGCCAGUGCACCGAACACAGCCUCGCCUUGGCUGUCUUUGAGUUCAGACCUGGUCGGUGUGAAGGAAAUCUCAGAGCGGCUGACUGUCCCUGAUAACCCACAGCGCUUUGAUCCCUGCGUCUUUGUCCUAGGUGCUGAAGCUUACACCUCCGGGAAACACAAAUGGGAUGUCUUUGUAGGUGACAACCCCAAGUGAAUAGUGGGAGCGUGCAGAGAGUCAUUGACCUGAAAAGAUUCGAGUCAAGCUUAAUAUAGAAAAGGGAGAGGUGUCAUUUUGGGAUGGAGGGUUAGGGAAGCACCUGGUCACACUUACACACAAGUUUGAAGGUGCGAUAUUUCCUAUUUUUGGUCCCGGCCUCCAUAGCUCGCCCAUGGCUCUGGUUCCAGGAAAAAUAGCUAUACACAUGUCAACAACCCAAGAUAAGGUUAGACGUGAAGAUGCAAGAUUGAAAAUCAAUGAUGAAAAACUUUUAAAAGCAAGAGAAACUCGACAAGCCUUUAUCAGUCGAUCAGGGGCAACGAGAACAUCAAAAAAAAGUUUAAAAGAUUAAAUCUGCCAGUAGAUGAAACAUCAGUUUAAGUAUAAAGAUGAAAAUAAUGACACUGACAUAAUGUUCGAAGCGUGUGAUAAAACACAAUGUCAGAAACACAAUUUAGAGUGAAAUGCCUAAACUUUAAAACAUGCAAACCAGCCUGCAAAAGACAGUCAAGAUGAAACGUGUUGACUGUGUGCAGAAGACAGAAACCAAGAAGUGAUCAAAGGAUGACACUUUGUGCCGUAGUGCCUUUGCUGAGAGAAACCGAAUCCACUGAUCUUUUGGCACCUUGCUAGUGACCGACCAAAGGAGGAAAAAGUAAACUGAAUUUGGGAUGUCACACUAUUUCUACUCAUAGGUGUAUUUUGUUAUUUCUUUCUUUUUUCUUUGUUUUCACCUUGCAUUGCAAUGAUGGAAGAUUUCAGGCUGUAUUGAUUUGUUUAUGAGUUCACAGCGUUGCCUUUACAGUGUUUAUUAUGCACAACAGUUGUCUGGCCCUCUGCACCUCCCUACCCUCGUGUUUUGAGCGUAGUUAAUGUGGCCAAACAGAAACAAAACACAUGACAAAAACAAAGGAUUGGACUGAGAGCUUUAUUUUUUUUUAAUCCUUCAAUGAAAUAAAGGCGAUGAUGGUGAUUAAGUUUGAAACUUCACUGUUAUAAAGUCACUUGCUUCUGGGUUUUAGGGGAUGAUAUUGUAGUUGUUGUUAGCCUUUGAGUUAUUUGAUUUCUGUGAGUAAUAGGAAUAUUUCUUGAAAUAUACACUUAAAUGCGCUUCAAAUGUCUUUGGUGAUGCUGAUGUUUUGGAUUAAAAUGCAAAAUGAAACUGCUGAUUGUUGGGAUAGUUAGACUGCUAUGCUGGCUAUCAUUCACUAUACUAAGUUCAUGCUUAGCAACACUUUGUGAUAUAAAAUAUGCUACUACAGUGUGUGUAACCUCUAAACAUUAACACUUUUGUGUACGUCUUCAAUUAAAAACUGUUUCAAAUUAAA